Messenger RNA from Arabis nemorensis, 294 nucleotides. Lineage: Eukaryota; Viridiplantae; Streptophyta; Magnoliopsida; Brassicales; Brassicaceae. The record is from the annotation of a GenBank genome assembly.
AUGGAUUGGAAGGUUAUUGAACCAUACCCAUUGGUUCGGGUGAUGGUGGAAUGUGAUGCUCCGUUGAUCCGACGGAGGGAGACAGUCUCCGAUACUGGAGAACUUAUUGUGAUUCGAUUUGAGUAUUUGAAGAUCCAAAACUUUUGCAAGAGAUGUCAAAGGCUGUCCCAUGACACUCGGGUAUGCCCUGAGCGAGUUGGAGCCCAGAAGCAGCAACGAGACUCUCACAGGGACUUGAACCAGCGCCGAGAUGCGGAGGAAGACCGACGGAGGAGAAAAGCUCCGAGAGCAUAG